AGGCUUACAACCUGAAUCACUCGACCCCCAAUGCAACGGGAAGCAUCCACGGACGCACGCCUGGCGUCGAUGGACCGACGCCUGGAUAUGGUCUUCGCCGCUAUUGACAGUCUUCCUGAUCGUAUCUACCAACGUCUCCAUGAGGCAAAAGACCACGAUCCCGUUCGUCCAAAGGCAGACACGAUCACGUUGACCAUGGCCGAGUUCACACAAGCGCUGAUGCAAGCGUCCAUGAAGCCAUGUGAUAGACCAUCCGCGUCGUCUUCGGUGCAUUCGUUGGUUGAGCAGCAUAUUCAAACAAGCUUGCGCAAGGAUGUUGUCACCACAAGCGGAAACAGUUCUGUGCACAUCGACAACACGUUGGGCAUUUCAAAGGCAACACCUACGACUUAUAUGAAGAGUAUGCCAUCCCCGACAAACUUCGACAUGCUGAUUGAAUCACCGCGAUCGUCGUCGAACGACGUCGCGCCUCACGACCUCAUCUCAGCCACAGAGUCGAAGAAAAGUCUAUCGCUACCCCUCAUCGUAUCGACUGACACGAUACGCGACACGCCGCUCCUAUCCCUCUCACGCCUUCCGUCACCUCAAACGAAAAAGCGCAAAAUCCGUCCAUCCAGUCAACCAUAUCCUCCCUUGUCGAAUGACGUCCAUUCCGUUCGUCCAUUGAAUGCUGUUCUUCCUGUAGCUCCACAUGGGAGUUCUGGGUGCGACGAUGGAAAUCCCGACGACGUGGCCAAGACCAAGUCCAGACGCCACGUGCCACCGCCACCUCAAUGGCGCUGCCAUGCCACCCUAUGUAAGACCAUGUGGGUGCACUGGUAUCGCGGCGACGCUGCCAACCACGUGGGGCCGUUCCGGUUCCUAAAACUGGGCGCCGACACGGACGCUCAAAGCAGGCGGCUGUUCCGCCGCGGCCGGAAACUCAUGCAUGCGCUGGAGCGCGUCGUGCUGUCGAGCCACUGGGUCGAGUCCGCCGACGCGAUUGCCGCGCUGCCGACGUCCAAGUUUGCCGCGUUGUUCGAGAAAGCAUUUGGAACGUUCUUGGGACGGACGCCUCACGGCACGUUGACCCGGCCAGGGUUUGAAUUGGUCCGAGCUGACCAAGUCGCGUUCUACAUGUACAGCACCGUAGUGGACAUCAUGACCAAAGCAGAGACAUGUGGAAGGUAGACGACUUUGAGAAUGCCAUUUGAUGUGUUGAUCUUGCAGUCGUUCGUGUCGAAUGAAGUUGAGGAG
Aphanomyces astaci is the source of this 1236-nucleotide messenger RNA. RefSeq lists its product as hypothetical. Bases 31 to 1170 code for a protein of 379 amino acids. The transcript has a single exon. The record is from RefSeq and is a predicted model, not a curated record. NCBI's taxonomy places the organism in Eukaryota, Oomycota, Saprolegniomycetes, Saprolegniales, Verrucalvaceae.